UGUAUGGACACUGCACCAGAAUGUUUCCUGAAGACAAGCGUAGCGACUUUGGGAAGAGGGGAAGGAUUGAGAAUGUGUUUCGGUGUGUACUCGGUGUUUCGAUGAUUUGCUUAUUAUUCUGUAUGGUAUUCAUCCCAUAUUUGGUUUUCAAGAAUGGACAACUGGAAGACAGGCUAGAGGAAAUGCAGAAGACACUGGACGGUUUGAAACUAGACAUGUCAACUUUGCAGACAGACGUGAAUGAACGCAGUAGAAAAGAUGACACCAGAGAGCACCAUCUGAGCAAACGUGACGUCACAUGUGAUCUCAGCUGGUUGGCUGAGCACUCUUCAAUUUUGCGAGGACCCCCUGGACCACAAGGUCCCCCUGGAAACAAUGGAAUUCCUGGAAUUCCUGGAACACCAGGUAUUGGGUGUCCCAAUUCAAGCAAUGACAACGAUAUCGAUGAUAGGCCAGCAAGUGAUGAUGGUACAUCAACCAACGUAAAUGGAACAGCUGGAUCUGUGUAUGUGAGAUGGGGAAGAUCCACGUGUGAAGAUACUGCUGAAUUAGUUUAUGAAGGUGUGAUAGGAGGAGCAUAUUUCUCUCAUAUAGGUAGUGGUUCUAACUACCAAUGUCUGCCAUUGAAUCCUAUAUAUGACGACGUAGUAAGUGGUACAGACAAGUGGAGAGCUUUGAUGUAUGGUACAGAGUAUCAGGUGAACUCGUUCAGCCCUUUGUCAGCUGUGUUCAAUCAUGAUGCAGUGUGUGCAGUGUGCAGAGUCCGUUCUCGUGGUACCGUCUUAAUGGUUCCUGCUCGUAAUGAAUGCCCCUCAACUGAGUGGACCAGAGAGUAUUAUGGCUAUUUGAUGUCCUCAUACUAUGACCAUGCUUCAAACAAGGAUUUUAUCUGUGUAGACCGUAAUCCUGAAGGAAGAGAUGGUAGUAGUGCAAACGCAGAUGGAGCGUCGUUGUAUCCUGUAGAGGGUCGAUGUGGAUCACUUCCAUGUGGUCCAUAUGUCAAUGGCAAUGAAUUGACAUGUGCCGUGUGUACCAUAUGA
This is a messenger RNA of Saccoglossus kowalevskii, 1040 nucleotides long. RefSeq lists its product as uncharacterized. NCBI's taxonomy places the organism in Eukaryota, Metazoa, Hemichordata, Enteropneusta, Harrimaniidae. The record is from RefSeq and is a predicted model, not a curated record.